GGGAAUUCGACGGGCCCAGGGGAAGGGGAGCUCGAGCUCGGGAGAAAGACGAGAGAGCGAGAGGGAGGCGAAAGAGAACGAACAGAACAGGAGAUUCUCGGAAGUGUCGACAUCGCUUAGUUUCUUGUCUCGAGGCUCGACAGUGGUUUGGGGUUUGGUCUCCGCCCGCAGGCGUCUCAUUUUCCAGAGCCCGAGCCCGAGAAAGGCCAACCGAACAGAACCAACGGCGACAUGUCGAUUUUCGUCGCUGCCUCGCGGUCCCGCCCGAGGCUUCCUGCUCCAUCUCCAUCUCCAUGGUGCGAGUCGUACCUGUCUCGCGCGAUCGGCUGUGCUCCGCGCUGCCGCUCUGUCCCCGCAUCUGGCCUCCCCUGCCAUCCGCCGGAAUGACAUUCUUCUCUUCCUCUGGGCGCCUGCCUUCGUUCUUGUUUGAUUUUCUGAGUUGUAGCAGCCAAGCGUUUGUUCGACUUCGCCCUCCGCUCGGGACGGAAGGAUUCGAAAGAGGACAGAAAAUCAAAACGUGUUGAUUUGGAUUCGAACGUAUCUGAGAAUUCUCACUCUUGAGAGUGAAAUCAUCCGCAGUGUGGGUUGAGACGAGUGAAGGCCGUGGAAGGUCCAAGCAUAGAACAGAAAGCUUGAGUAUUUUGACGUGCGAUUGAAGAAUUGUCUUUACGGGUGUCUUAUCUCCACCCGAAAGAGAAAGUGAAGGAUUGCUAAGCCGAUGGUUCUCACGUAAAGAUUGUGCUCUCAUCUGUGGACUCGGAUGGCAAUGAGUUGCAGGAGAAGGAUGAUUUGAGUUCACAAACCCAGAAUAUUUGUUGAAACGCAGCAUUCUUGCGCUCAAGUUGGCUGCUAGUGGAUCCUUUUACCGGGUCCGGAGCGAGAAUUGCAACUAGUCGAAGUAAACAUCAUGUCGGGAUGCGAUGCCGGAGGAUCAUUUACGUGUAGAAACAAGGAGAGUGCGAUUCGGCUUAAAAUUGGAGCCAUAGUGGCUAUAUUGACCGCCAGCGCUCUUGGAGUAGCUCUACCCCUCCUCGGCAGGAACUUCAAGUACCUACGGACAGAUGGCAACUAUUUCUUCGUUGCGAAGGCGUUUGCAGCAGGCGUUAUUUUAGCGACUGGUUUUGUCCACAUGCUGCCGGACGCCCAGAAGAGUCUGGGCAGCCCUUGCCUGCCCGAGCACCCAUGGCACAAAUUCCCUUGGUUUGGGUUCGUUGCAAUGAUGGCGGCUUUAUUCACUCUGUUGAUUGAUUUUGUGGGAACGGAAUUUUAUGAGAGAAAGCACGGAGUGGCCUUGCAUGUCGGAGACCAACAUUCCGCACGGAUUGCCAGCGACAGAUUUGACGACGAUUCUGAUGAUCGUCGUUCAAACGGUGAGAAGGUCGAUGGAGAUGGAAUGCACAUUGUUGGCAUGCGAGCGCAUGCUGCUUCUCACGGCCACAGCCACGCCGAAGGACACCACGGUGACAUCAUGAGUCAUGAUCACAUGCACCACGGGCACUCGCAUUUCAAUGAAGGAAACGGGAAAGAGGUUUCUGUUCGUCACAUCGUCAUAUCGCAGGUCCUGGAGCUUGGAAUAGUCGCGCACUCAGUAAUCAUCGGCAUCUCUCUGGGUGUGUCAAAUAGCCCGUGCAACAUAAGACCUCUCUUUGCAGCUCUUUGCUUCCACCAAUUCUUCGAGGGUUUUGCUCUUGGAGGUUGCAUAUCCCAGGCGGGUUUCAAGGCCACAUCAGCAGCUAUUAUGGCUUGUUUCUUUGCCUUCACCACUCCAUGUGGCAUUGCGCUCGGUAUUGGAAUCGCCUCGAGCUACAAUGAGAACAGUCAAUCUGCUCUUAUUGUGGAAGGUCUCUUUGAUUCCGUGUCUGCUGGAAUUCUCGUUUACAUGUCACUGGUGGACCUCAUCGCUGCGGACUUCCUCAGCAAGCGUAUGAAGUGUGAUCGUCAGUUACAAGUUUUCUCAUAUUUUGCACUUUUUGCUGGCGCUGCUGCCAUGUCUUCGCUGGCCAUCUGGGCCUGACGGGGAUCACUUCGACAGACAGCUCCCUUCAAUAGUUAAACAAACGCAUUUCAGCAUCGCUAAGAUUGUGUCGUUUGAAGACCAAAGUUUUCCAGACAUAUUUAAGGUUGUUUAGUUCAAGGGUUUCCCAGCAGCAGCAGCAGCAACAUGUUAAUAUUUGUUGACCUCCGCACUUCUGCUCCUGCAACUUCUUUGAGGUAACUCUUUUCCUUCUGAAAAAGGUCUUUAUCUAUCGAUAGAUAAAUUUAAUAUUUAAGAUAUGUUGUCCAUCAGUAAUCAUGUAGGAUCGAAAACUGGAUGGAAGGAUAGCGAAAUCAACAAAUCGUUGAGCUGCAUGUAUCACGUAUCGAAACUGUAAGACGAAGACGAUAAAUCGAGCGUUGAAGAAUAGAUAGUUCAACGUACACCUGCGCCUCAUUAAAGAAUGGAACACAUUUAUAUGGGCCUAUGACACAUGCGGUGGAGACGUACUUCAUGAUCCUUCACAUCUUUCAUAUGUUGAUAUGUAUUUCUUAUAGUGAUGCCGAAUGCAUUCG
Marchantia polymorpha subsp. ruderalis is the source of this 2550-nucleotide messenger RNA. NCBI's taxonomy places the organism in Eukaryota, Viridiplantae, Streptophyta, Marchantiopsida, Marchantiales, Marchantiaceae. The record is from the annotation of a GenBank genome assembly.